AUGGCCUCUCUUUCCCUUCCUGGAGCAGACAGACCAUUCAAAAUCGAAGUAACCGACGAGCAGCUUGAUUCGCUGAAGAGAAAACUCGCACUGACAACGUUCCCCGAUGAACUCGAAGAUGCUGGGCGCGACUAUGGCGCACCGCUUGCUGAAUUGAAACGCCUUGUUGCGCGAUGGCAGAACGGCUAUGAUUGGAGGAAACACGAAAAGGAACUCAACGACGAGCUGCCCCAGUUCAAGAAAGAGAUCCACGUUGGUGGAUUCGGAGAUCUUGACAUUCACUUUGUGCACAAGACUAGUGAGGUUGAGGGUGCCAUUCCGCUCUUGUUCGUCCACGGAUGGCCAGGAAGUUUCAUUGAAGUUCGGAAGAUUCUUCCUCUUCUAACGCAGGCGAGCCCGGAUCACCCCAGCUUCCAUGUCGUCGCCUUCAGUUUGCCUGGUUAUGGGUUCUCGACGGCUCCUAAGAAGAAAGGGUUUGACAUAGCCCAAUACGCCGAGGUCGGAAACAAGUUGAUGCUCUCUCUGGGAUACGAAGAAUAUGUUACUCAAGGAGGCGAUUGGGGCGCACAUAUCACCAGGAAAAUUGCGCUUCUGUACGGGGGGCAAAACAGCAAAGCAUGGCAUUCAAAUUUCGCUCGUUGGGCAACAUCGGGGUCUCCACCAACUUUGAGAACGGCUCCCUGGGUCUAUCUCUCAUCCAUUUUCAAGAAAUAUACACCCGCAGAGGUGGCAGGCCUGAAGCGGACGGAGUGGUUCGAGAAGGAAGGUCGUGGAUACAACCUUGAGCAAUCGACUCAGCCACAGACUCUUGGGUACAGCCUGGCAGAUUCUGCGUCGGGUCUCCUUGCUUGGAUCUAUGAAAAGCUGGUCAAUUGGACUGAUGGGUACCCCUGGGAGGACGAUGAAGUCUUGACAUGGGUGUCGAUUUAUUGGUUUUCGACGGCUGGCCCCGCUGCGUCGUUGCGUAUUUAUUAUGAAAAAAUACACGGAGAAGACGACAGUGCACAAAUUCCAACGAUUCCUCAAGGGGUCUCUUACUUUCCCAAAGAACUUGUUGUCUACCCUCGAGCAUGGACAAGGACCAAAUACACUGUGUUCGAGAAGGAGCACGAAAGCGGGGGGCAUUUCGCAGCGCACGAAAAACCUGUGGAGUUGGUGACGGAUUUGAGGAAUAUGUUUGCAAAGAAUGGGCCUGCAUAUGGUGUUGUCAAUGACAGGAAGGGAUAUUGA
Messenger RNA from Cyclocybe aegerita, 1230 nucleotides. Lineage: Eukaryota; Fungi; Basidiomycota; Agaricomycetes; Agaricales; Hemipholiotaceae. The record is from the annotation of a GenBank genome assembly.